Ambispora leptoticha is the source of this 1392-nucleotide messenger RNA. The record is from the annotation of a GenBank genome assembly. NCBI's taxonomy places the organism in Eukaryota, Fungi, Glomeromycota, Glomeromycetes, Archaeosporales, Ambisporaceae.
AUGGCCAUACUUCCGGAAGUUACAUCUCCCGAUCGAAAGGUUCCUUUUAAACAAAAAGUUCUAUGGACAGCUGUAACACUUUUUAUUUUCUUGGUGUGCUCACAAAUCCCACUCUACGGUAUCAUGUCUUCUGACUCGUCCGAUCCUCUCUAUUGGUUGCGUGUAAUUCUUGCUUCCAAUAGAGGCACGCUGAUGGAGCUUGGUAUCACACCAAUCGUCACGUCGGGCAUGAUCAUGCAACUAUUAGCUGGUGCUAAUAUUAUCGAGGUGGAUUUUAGCGUGAAAGAGGAUCGCGCGCUGUUUAGUGGUGCGCAGAAACUUUUCGCUAUGGUAUUUGCAUUUGGUCAGGCUACUGUUUCGGUGAUGACUGGCUUGUAUGGGGAUCCAAGUGAUAUUGGUGCUGGCGUUUGUCUAUUGUUGAUCAUUCAGCUGGUUGUCGCCGGUCUUAUUUCUAUGUUAUUGGAUGAAUUAUUACAGAAAGGUUAUGGCCUUGGUUCUGGGAUUUCACUUUUCAUCGCUACAAACAUCUGUGAGUCUAUCGUUUGGAAAGCUUUUAGUCCGACAACCGUAAACACUGGACGUGGCCCCGAAUUCGAAGGCGCUAUCAUCGCAUUGUUCCAUCUUUUAUUUACCCGAAGUGACAAAACUCGCGCACUGAAAGAAGCUUUCUAUCGCUCCAACUUGCCAAACGUGAUGAACCUUUUGGCCACUUUAGUGGUAUUUGGCAUCGUUAUUUAUCUUCAAGGUUUCCGUGUUGAACUUCCCGUGAAAUCACAAAGAAAUCGUGGUCAACGUGGUACCUACCCGGUCAAGCUAUUCUACACCUCCAACAUGCCGAUUAUGUUACAAUCCGCUCUUACUUCCAAUAUAUUCUUAAUCUCGCAGAUGUUAUACAACAGAUUCCCGGACAACCUUCUCGUUCGUCUUCUUGGUGUAUGGACUCCACAUGAUGGAGGUUCGCAAUUGUUUGCUUCUAGUGGACUAGCGUAUUUCAUGUCACCCCCAAGAAAUAUUACAGAUGCUCUUUUAGACCCAAUACAUACUUCGAUAUAUAUUUUAUUCAUGUUGACUGCCUGUGCUCUUUUCUCCAAAACAUGGAUUGAGGUCUCAGGCUCGUCUCCUCGCGAGGUCGCUAAACAACUCAAAGAGCAGGGAAUGGUCAUGGCUGGUCACCGUGAAACCUCAAUGUACAAAGAACUAAAACGUGUGAUUCCAACUGCUGCUGCCUUUGGGGGUGCUUGCAUUGGAGCUUUAUCCGUUCUUGCUGAUUUACUCGGGGCUCUUGGAUCCGGUACUGGGAUAUUACUGGCUGUCACCAUUAUUUACUCAUACUUUGAAAUGUUUGUUAAGGAACAAGCUCAGGAAGGCGGCAUUGACGCUAUACUCUUUUAA